AGUUAUUGCCGCAAAAUAAAAAUGUGAUCCGGGAAUCUGAUAGAUGUGACAUCGCACGACGUCGUGUCGUGAACUCGUCGGCUUCAAUUUCUCCUUUUCCCCCGACUCACUGAAACUACUGAUACACAGGAACACAGCGUUAGUAGUAAGCAAAGCAAAGGAAGUUACUACCAAAUACCUAACACACGUCUCAACUCAACAAUGGCAGAACCCAAAGUUAAAUACGAUCGCCAGCUCAGAAUAUGGGGUGAACAAGGACAGGCAGCUCUUGAGAAGUCUAGUAUUUGCUUACUUAACUGUGGUCCUACUGGUUCUGAAACACUUAAGAAUCUAGUUCUUGGUGGGGUUGGAAGCAUCACUGUCGUUGAUGGAUCUAAAGUUGAAGUGGGUGACCUUGGAAACAAUUUUUUGGUGGAUGAGUCGAGCCUUGGGCAGUCAAAGGCAAAAUGUGUAUGCUCAUUUCUUCAAGAGCUGAAUGAUGCAGUUAAAGCAAAAUUUGUAGAAGAGUAUCCUGAAACAUUGAUUGAGACAAAUCCAUCAUUCUUUUCUCAAUUUACUUUGGUUGUUGCUACUCAGCUCGUGGAAAACUCAAUGAUAAAGCUUGAUAGAAUCUGCAGGGAGGCAAAUGUUAUGUUGAUUUUUGCUCGCUCCUAUGGGCUUACAGGGUUUGUUCGAAUUAGUUUGAAGGAACAUACUGUGAUUGAGUCAAAGCCUGAGCAUUUUUUGGAUGAUCUCCGGUUAAAUAAUCCUUGGCCUGAACUCAAGAGGUUUGCAGAUGGUGUUGACUUGAAUGUGCAAGAUCCUGUGGCCCAUAAGCACAUACCAUAUGUUGUUAUUCUUGUCAAGAUGGCCGAUGAGUGGGCUAAAAGCCAUGGCGGUAGGCUUCCAUCAACCAGAGAAGAAAAAAGGGAGUUCAAGGAGCUUCUUAAGGCUCGGAUGGUUGCUCAAGAUGAGGAUAAUUAUAAAGAAGCCAUUGAGUCAUCAUUCAAAGUAUUUGCUCCCCGAGGAAUUAGUUCAGAGUUGCAACAGAUACUAAAUGAUAGUUCUGCUGAAGUGGACUCUAGUUCAUCAGAUUUUUGGGUGUUGGUGGCAGCUUUAAAGGAUUUCAUUACAAAUGAAGGUGCAGGUGAGGUACCCCUUGAAGGAUCUAUACCAGAUAUGACUUCUUCUACCGAGCAAUAUGUGAAUUUGCAGAAUAUCUAUCAGGCUAAGGCUGAGGCUGACUUUCUUGUAAUAGAACGUCUGGUGAGAAGUAAUUUGAAGAAAAUUGGUAGAGAUUCAAAUAGCAUUCCAAGGUCAACAAUUAAAAGCUUCUGUAAGAAUGCAAGAAAACUCAAAGUUUGUAGGUACCGUCUAGUUGAAGAUGAGUUUAAUUCUCCAAACCUACCCGAGUUGCAGAAGUAUCUGACUGAUGAGGAUUAUAGCGUUGCUGUGGGAAUUUAUAUUUUGCUCCGAGCCGUUGAUCGGUUUGCUGCCAAUUACAAUAGUUUUCCUGGACAGUUUGACAGUGCAAUGGAUGAGGAUAUACCCCGAUUGAAGAGCACAGCAAUUGGCCUACUUAGCGACCUGGGAUGCAAUGGUGCUACCUUAGCUGAGGACCUUAUCAACGAGAUGUGUCGAUUUGGUGCUGCUGAGCUUCAUGCUGUUGCUGCUUUGGUUGGAGGAAUUGCGUCCCAAGAAGUAAUCAAGCUCAUAACAAGACAAUUUGUACCAAUGUCGGGAACGUACAUAUUCAACGGCAUUGACCACAAGUCACAGCUAUUGUCACUGUAAUUGGUUGUAUUAUGAGCUCUAAAGGAAGAUUCCUUGGUUUAUUGGAGUAGACAAUCGUCUAUAACUGUGGCUUCCUUGCACCUUAUGCACACUUUGGAGGCAUUUUUACUCGUUAAGUGGCAAAAGUGGAUUCUUUGCUCCAUACAAAAAUUUUGUGACUACUACGGAUAUGGAUGUCAGACAGAGACAUCAAAAGGGGAAAGGAGAUUUUGCCAAAUUAGGAGUCCACCUUAUUAAAUGCAUUUUGUGGUUUAUAUGUAAGCUAAAAUCUCUUUUUAGCCGCAGUGGUCAAUCUAAUUGCAGGGAAAUCAUAUUAUCAUGCUCGAUACGAACCUGUAGUUUCAUAUUGAUCCAUUACACAAUGAAGCUAUCAAUUCAUGUCUACCUCAAAAAUUAUUAAAAAGGGAAACGAAAAUGGUUGUCCAAAGAAUUUAACUCUGGUUAGUAAUAUCACUCUCAAUGUGAUCCAUCGUUGUGGGUUUUG
This is a messenger RNA of Abrus precatorius (Indian licorice), 2257 nucleotides long. Its product is annotated as NEDD8-activating enzyme E1 regulatory subunit AXR1-like. NCBI's taxonomy places the organism in Eukaryota, Viridiplantae, Streptophyta, Magnoliopsida, Fabales, Fabaceae. Bases 202 to 1773 code for a protein of 523 amino acids. The transcript is spliced from 15 exons. Gene Ontology annotation, biological process: protein neddylation. Gene Ontology annotation, molecular function: NEDD8 activating enzyme activity. Gene Ontology annotation, cellular component: cytoplasm. The record is from RefSeq and is a predicted model, not a curated record.